AUGAAACCGUUUAUCUCCCUUCUGCUUGCUUUCAUUUUGCUCUUCACUGCUCCUGCUUUUGCUGCUAAGUACUUUGAAGGGUACUUGGAAAAUGGAAACUUUGAGGAGCCACCAAAAAAGACUGACCUUGACAAGACUGUGCUGAAGGGAAAAUAUGCACUGCCCAAGUGGGAAAUCAGUGGCUUUGUUGAGUACAUCUCUGGUGGGCCGCAACCAGGUGGCAUGUACUUUCCUGUGGCUCAUGGAGUCCAUGCUGUGAGGCUUGGGAAUGAGGCCGCAAUUUCUCAAACCAUACCGGUGAAGAAAGGGUCUCUUUAUGCAUUGACAUUUGGUGCAUCGAGGACUUGUGCACAAGAUGAGGUUUUGAGAGUCUCAGUGCCUCCUCAAUCUGGGGACCUGCCUUUGCAGACAUUGUAUGAUAGUAAUGGUGGAGAU
Messenger RNA from Pistacia vera, 435 nucleotides. RefSeq lists its product as uncharacterized. Gene Ontology annotation, cellular component: plasma membrane; cell wall. The record is from RefSeq and is a predicted model, not a curated record. Lineage: Eukaryota; Viridiplantae; Streptophyta; Magnoliopsida; Sapindales; Anacardiaceae. The transcript has 2 exons. The annotation marks the transcript as partial.